This is a messenger RNA of Lathyrus sativus (Indian pea), 471 nucleotides long. The record is from the annotation of a GenBank genome assembly. NCBI's taxonomy places the organism in Eukaryota, Viridiplantae, Streptophyta, Magnoliopsida, Fabales, Fabaceae.
AUGACAUCUUCAAAUAUUGAUUGGAAGUCAAUAGUUGGAAUGGAAUUUAACAAUAAAGACGACGAAGCUUAUCAAUUUUGGCUUGCUUAUAGUGCACAUGUUGGCUUCGAAGUUAGAAAGCGUUGUGCAAACAAAAAUAAAGAUGGUAUUAUAUCAUCAUGUAGGUUUGUUUGUUCUAAGGAAGGAUUAAAAAGGAAAAAGAAAACAAAUGUCUUUAUUAGCAAUCAGAGAAUCGACACUAGAAUAGAUUGCAAAACAAUAAUUUCACUUGGAUGUCAUAAUGAAAAGUUUGUCAUUAAUGAAUUUGUAGAGGACCACAAUCAUGCUUUACAACAUCCAGAGACAACACACAUGCUUGCAUCACAUGGAAAAAUAACUGAAGUGCAAGUUUAUGAGAUUGAUUUGGCUGAUGAUUCGGGAUUGAGGCAAAAGUCAACGUUUCAACUUAUGAGUCACGUGCAAGGCAUAUAG